GUGAUGAACGACCGCCGGCACCUGCAGACGUUCAUGUGGCGUUACCUCGUCAUCGACGAAGGACAUCGCAUCAAGAACCUCAACUGUCGUCUCAUCAGGGAGCUGAAGCAGCUGGAGAGUGUCAAUCGGCUCCUGCUCACCGGAACACCGCUGCAGAAUAAUCUAUCGGAGCUCUGGUCACUGCUCAACUUCCUGCUACCCGAGAUCUUUGACGACCUGAACAUCUUUGAAUCUUGGUUCGACUUCUCUUCGCUGUCGGGGUCGGGAGCCAACGAAAAGAUCAUUGCUCAGGAACGUGAGAAGAACGUCUUAGCAAAACUACAUCAGAUCCUGACUCCGUUCCUGCUGCGUAGACUGAAGCAGGACGUUGAGUUGUGCAUCCCACCGAAGAAGGAGCUCCAAGUGUUCGCGCCGCUGACGGCCACGCAGCAGACGUUCUAUGCCGCCACGCUGAAUCACACGAUCACUCAGAUGCUCGACGCGAGAAACGAAACCCAAGAGCCGAGAGAAGAGGUGGAGCUUAACGAGAAAGGAAGACCGGUUCGCAAGUCAGCGAAGAAGGUAAACUAUAAUCUCAUGCUAGAAGGUUUGGAGCGAGGAGGCAGAGCUGAUGAUGAGGACGAGUCUGACGCCCACCUAGAUGAUUGGGUGAUGCGCAUCGCAAAGUGCACUGAGAGUCGCUACAGCAGCGCCUCCUGUGGAGCGGGGAAGCAGCGGCAGGCGGCGGCGACGGCGGAGGUGAAUCUGACGCUUCGCAACGCGAUGAUGCAGCUGCGCAAGAUCUGCAACCACCCGUACCUCAUCGAGUACCCGCUAGAUGUCGCCACCGGCCAGUACCGCAUCGAUGAGGACGUCGUGAGGAGCUGCGGCAAGAUGAUGCUGCUAGACAAGAUGCUGCCGCGGCUGAGAGCUGCUGGCCACAAGGUGCUGAUUUUCUCCCAGAUGACACGCAUGCUGGACAUUCUGCAAGACUACUGCUACCUGCGAAAGCUGUGCUUCUCACGCCUUGACGGAUCCAUGGCCCAUCAGCUGCGGGCCGAGCAGAUACAGCAGUUCCAGGAGGAUAGUGCCGUGAGUGUGUUCCUGCUGAGUACGCGCGCAGGCGGGCUCGGCAUCAACCUUGUCGCUGCCGACACAGUCAUCAUCUAUGACAGUGACUGGAAUCCGCAGUCGGACCUGCAGGCUCAGGACCGCUGUCAUCGCAUCGGUCAGACGAAGCCCGUCGUCAUCUUCCGCUUCGUCACGGCCGACACGAUCGAUGAGAAGAUAGUCGAGCGGGCGGCAGCGAAACGCAAGCUAGAGAAGAUCAUCAUGCAUAAAGGCAAGUUCAAAGGUGCUGGGAACAAGAAUUUUAAAGACAGCAUGGCAGAACUGGACCCAAGAGACUUAUUGGCCAUACUCAAAUCUACUGACCACACAAAGUCUAUAAAGAACGAUAGUUUAGACAUCUCCGAUAACGACUUGGCCUUGCUGCUCGACCGGUCUGACUUACUGAUGUACCAGGAUGCGCGGGUGCAGUCGCUGGAUGCUGCGACGAGUGGAGACACAGUGAAGGCAGACACAAAGACAUCGACACUGUUCAAGGUCAUUGAUGAAGAAGAAGGUCAGACUGAACUCAAGAUGGAAUCUUCUGAAACGUGCUAAUGAUAAGGUCCAACAGCAACUGGGAGAAAUGAAAAAAAAUAUACUAUAAACUGACUUCCCUAUUUAUUCUAAGAAAAAUACACGUGUUUCUGUACCUGAGCAGAGCUAUUAAUCUACCUGGUUAUAUUAUAUAUUAAUGCAAACAACUAUAGAAGUACAAAAUAACUUUUAUAUGGAAAAAAAUCUGCUAAGCAAGUGCUUUCCAAGAAUCAUUGGUAUCAAUGAUUUCG
Priapulus caudatus is the source of this 1874-nucleotide messenger RNA. Its product is annotated as lymphoid-specific helicase-like. Gene Ontology annotation, biological process: pericentric heterochromatin formation; lymphocyte proliferation; DNA methylation-dependent constitutive heterochromatin formation. The record is from RefSeq and is a predicted model, not a curated record. Lineage: Eukaryota; Metazoa; Priapulida; Priapulimorpha; Priapulimorphida; Priapulidae. Gene Ontology annotation, cellular component: nucleus; pericentric heterochromatin. Gene Ontology annotation, molecular function: ATP-dependent chromatin remodeler activity; ATP binding; chromatin binding.